AUGCGCCUUGCUGAAAUCAAGGAAAAACAAGGAACUCUUGAACGAGAACUCGAGCGUGACGUUGCGAAAUCCACGACUUCGAAGAAUACGUUGCAGCAACGCAUUCUGGCCGACGAUGUUGCAGGCGAAUACGACGAGGAUCUAGAGGCUACCCCGCUUGCAGCUUUAGACGUGACGUAUGAAGACGACGUAGAUGGGGCUGGUGACAUGAUAGACUUGGGGAUUCAGAUUGGCAAAAUGCGCAUAACUGAAAGAAUAGGUGGGCUUUCGCGACCGAGGAUAUCAGAAGAGAUAUCAGCGGGUAUCGCGAACUCACAACCCCCGCCGCCCUCAAUGGAAGAAGUACCCGAGUUUUUAAAACCGGGCGAACAAUACAUUGUUCCUACCAGCGGUUUCUUCUUCGGCCAAAUAGGAGAAUCGCCUAGUAUUGCCCAAUUUAUACCUUUCAGGCCCGCCGCGGACCGACUGAUCAAGCAAUAUUUUGUUUCCGCCCAUCCAAUUGCUCCUUGUGCUCAUCGGCCGACACUGGAAGCUACUUAUGCGAGUUUUUGGGAAGAAGUCAAUUUAGGAUUUGAACCCCGGCCCUCGAUGCAAGCCGUCAUCUUUGGAGCCAUGUUCAGUGGGGCAAUCAGCUUGGAUGAAAACACAAUGUUUCCCGAAUUGACCGGAUAUACCAAAGCAUAUCUAGUUGCUAGUCUUAAACUGGGCACCGAAACUGCUUUGAGCAAGGCAAACUUCCUUCGAACCACUAAGGUGGAAACGAUGCAAGCGUUUAUUAUAUACAUGCUUCCUCUGUGCAGGGGUGAAGUGUCGAGAGCUCAUUCAGUGCUUGUCGGGGCCGCAGUAAGGAUGGCUGAGUGCAUGGGUCUACAUCGCGAUGGAGACGCAUACGGCCUUACGCCGCUCGAAACCCACGUUCGCCGCUUAAUAUGGCAUCAAUUAUGUUUCCUCGAUAUUCGGACUUGCGAGGCACAAGGACCAAAACCAGUUAUUCGACGAGAUGACUAUGAUACGAAAUUGCCAAUCAAUUGCAACGAAAAUGAUCUCACACAUGCAGUCAAGCCACCGGAGUCUGCAGACGUAUGGACCACUAACACGCUUACCUUAAUACGGUUCGAAAUCAACGAGAUGAUGCGUAUCAUAUGGGUCGAUAGGAGGAGGCUCGAAACUCGGCGGACUACACUGACGGCUGUGCUCACUAAAAUAGAAAAUUUCCGCCGACGGAUGACAGAGAAAUAUGACCAUCUCCUGGAUGUUACGCAACCAAUCCAAAGGUAUGCAAAAUGUGUCAUGUAUUUGUUGACAUAUCGCCUUCACGUCAUGGUAUUACACCCCUACCAUUCUAAUGCCGCCAACCCUAUGCCUCCACGGCUGAAUCAACUCCUCAUCACAUCUGGCAUCAUGAUCGUCGAGCUAGCGAUUCAGCUUGAGACUAACCCCAACUUUCGAGAUUGGGCGUGGUAUUUAGGUGCUUACUUCCAAUAUCAGAUCGCGCUGCUGUUGGCGACCGAAGUGUAUUUUCGCCCCCAGUCUCACCACGCGGAUCGAAUAUGGUUGUGCUUGGACUACGUCUUCAACAUGGAUCGCAGGCUCCCGCCUGAAACCAAAGCUGUACAAAUUCUAUCCGAAAUACAAGGAAAGACGGCGGUAUACAUGCGAAUGCGCAAGAUGCGUGGUCCGACGACUCUUUCGCGAGCCGUCCCCGCACAAAAUGUAGUUGCGGGAAGUUCGCAAUCUAUGCAUAAUCCUCCUCAUCUUCAACAACCACCGCCGCCACCACCCAUGGUAAUGCCCCAACAUGUACCCAAGGCUGAGCCCGGCUACACCCCACCAAUGGCUGCUGGCCCCCCAGUGCCAGGGCCGCAAAUGGUAUUUGCUGGUGUUUCCGAUGGACAGGCACUGUGGAGCUUACCGCCGAGCCACUCAAGUCCAGAGAGCGAUACCUCGAGUUUAGAUUUUGGAGGACAACAGAAUAUCCACUCAGCGGGAUUGAGGGGCAUGGCCCAGGGCACCAUUAUGGACACCAUCGAUUGGCCUACUGUUACCUCACUCUUUCCCAACGACCCUCAAACAGGUGGCUUGGUCAUACAAGGAUUUCACGACCCGAAUUUCACUGUUGCAAAUUGGACUACUUGA
Molecule: messenger RNA, 2136 nt
Organism: Hypoxylon trugodes
Lineage: Eukaryota; Fungi; Ascomycota; Sordariomycetes; Xylariales; Hypoxylaceae
Exons: 4
Coding region: 1-2136 (711 amino acids)
Biological process (GO): DNA-templated transcription
Molecular function (GO): zinc ion binding; DNA binding
Source: RefSeq, a predicted model, not a curated record